AUGCGAACCAACCCGACGCCCACAGCGCCGCUCUUGGUCUCUAUUGAGAAGGCAUUGCAUGUGUAUUUCUCUAGCGAAUCUUCCGUUCUGGAUGCCGAAGACCCCGUCCAAUUCCGCUCUCAGAUGCUGCUUCACGACAGCGACGGCAGCGCUGAUGAUACCGAACGUGACGAUGAAGUGGCAACACCCGCGACUGUUGAUAACACCUUGCUUGGCGUGUCAGGAGAAUCGUACACAAUGCAGUUGGCAGUGAUUCUCCACGCGUGGCAUUCGACCGGCACGAACCCGCUUGUAUCACUGCCAUCCACCACCGAAGAAACCUCAAUUGACGGUGUGACUCCCGAGUUCACAAGCCGACAGAGAAUUCUAGAAGUCUCAGUAGACGCCAUCCACUCGUUCAUUACUGCAAUCGAAGGUGGUACAGAUAAAGAGGUUUUAACAGCAACAACAACACUAGUAGACGAGUUAGGCGGCGCGCGUGGCCUCCUGACCUUGCUGGGGUUCCAGCAAACCGUGGGAAGUCGCACCUUGGCACCGCUCACGCUUUGUCAAUGUCUUGCAGCGUUCGCACAGCGUCACACUCCCGGUGAACCGCUCACGGUCGGUGCGAGGGCGUUUAGCAAGCAUUGCACCAGAAGUUCGAGUGGUUGGUGGGGUGAGCUGAAGGGGAACGAUGUAGCCAAGAACCUGCGAGCUGAGACCAAAGUCCGCGAACUACUUGCUGCAGCUACCUGGAAGAACAUCCAUAGCCUCCCACACGCUCAUGCGACGAUGGAAAUCCGCAACGCAUUGGGGUACGGGGCCCGGUGGGAUGCAGAGACUCAAAACUUCAGAGGAUUUCUCGAGCCACCAAUGCUCAAUGGCCAUGAGAUCAAGUGGCGACACUAG
Molecule: messenger RNA, 888 nt
Organism: Phytophthora nicotianae INRA-310
Lineage: Eukaryota; Oomycota; Peronosporomycetes; Peronosporales; Peronosporaceae
Exons: 1
Coding region: 1-888 (295 amino acids)
Source: RefSeq, a predicted model, not a curated record